AUGUACCUUAGCGCUCUGUGUGUGACUGAAGUCUUUCCAACUGAGCCCAAGGCCGCUACUGCAGUGCGUGUGUGGCGACAUUUUCAGCUAAAGUGUCCGGAGGCACUAAAAACCCCACCCGUUCGGGCGCCACUGAAGGAGGCACGGGUGGGCACGUACGAGAACCUGGCACUGGUGCUGCCCUCCACCAAGUUGGUUGACGCACUGGCCUUCUUUGAGGACGAACGGGUCUCCGUCCUCCCCGUAGUCGACUCCUUAACCAACCGUCGCCUAAUCGACAUCUUCGCCAAAUUCGACGUCAUCACCCUAAUUCUGGCUGGGAAGCACAAAAAACCCGACAUGACCGUUCAGGAUGUCUUGGAUAUCUGCAAGCAAAUCCAUCGUGGUGUUAUACCCAUCCCAGAGGGACAGAACAUGUUCGAUGUGGAAAUCUGCCGCACCACCGACACCAUCCAGUUUGCCCUGAACAAGCUAAUGCGGACUGGGUACCAUCGACUGAUAAUCGUGGACAACUCAGUGGACUGUCGAGUUGAGGGCGUGGUGAGCAUUUCGGAUCUACUCUACUACAUGGUCCUGCGUCCCUCACCUCGCGGCUCUGUGGCACCCUCACAGACUGGCACAACUGCUAAACAGCCGGAGACGGACUUGGCGGAGGCGAGCGCGAGACCAACAGGGACGGGGGAGGAUGACACAGCACCUGACUGGCUUUUCUACUCCGAACAGGACCCCAACGCUUUGCGUAGAAAGCCCUGCGUCCCUCUGGUGAAGUAUCUGCCCAAUUCCACCUCUAGUCUCAACGGCAAGGAGGGGGCAACAGCUCAGAGGCAGGAGCGUCAUCGAUUGCGUGUGACUUCAGGGAGCUCUGUGACUACUGUCACUACCAGCACUGCAUCAUCCCGCUCCUCGUCUACCGCAUCAUCCUCCUCUUCCACAUCUUCUACAUCGUCUACGGCCUCUAGCACGGAUUACUCUUCCUCCUCUGCCUCCUCCUCGAGCUCUUCCGCUGACAAGGGCUCUAGGUCGCGUUCUAACUCACCGAAGGCCACUCCCACUGCUGCCAAGACAACGACGAGGGCAAUGACGGCGGCGAGAGACACACGGAGGGCACCAGUCGAUCGAAGGGGCGGAGAGAGGACAAGGACGAAGAUGCUUAACUCCUAA
Echinococcus granulosus is the source of this 1161-nucleotide messenger RNA. RefSeq names its product 5'-AMP-activated protein kinase subunit gamma-2. The transcript is spliced from 5 exons. The record is from RefSeq and is a predicted model, not a curated record. Lineage: Eukaryota; Metazoa; Platyhelminthes; Cestoda; Cyclophyllidea; Taeniidae. The coding region runs from base 1 to 1161 and encodes 386 amino acids.